GAGGAAAAACAUCCCUGAGCCUUGGCUGCCACAAUUAGUCGACCUUAUGGUCCGACUUCGAAAGCCCUCAUCAAGAAAUGCAGCUCGAAGCGUGCUGUCGUUUAUUGCAAAAUUGCACGUUCGACCUCAGCUCCGUGGUAGUGGCGUCAGUGGUGAAGGGGUCCGCUUCUGGAAGCAUGUCAAGCGUAACGGCUUUCCAGCGUACAGGCUUCAUGUCCUGAUAAAUUAUUCUGACCUUGAGCCACGAGCCUUUCGGGAUGGCCGUAUGAGACACCAGCCACUGCUCAAGACUUGAAAGAUCGUACGUGCCAUAUAGUGUGCUCAUGGUCCGGCGCGUAGAUCCUAGUGUCAUUCCUGGAGGCCUACCGCCGAGCAUCGGCGGAGCUGAACUCAGUUUCUGGAACAUCGUGGACAAGAAGAGCCGAAACGUCACGCUUGUCAACUACUCUUCUCUAAACUCUUCCGGCCAGCGACUUAGCAAUACAAAAGUCCAGCGCGUGAUUGUCAUCAUCCAUGGACUCAACAGGGACCCCUUGAACUAUAUCUGGGGUGUACAGGGUGCUCUUAAUGAUGUUUCAAAAUCUGGGAGCGGCCCUAGUGCAGACAAUGUACAAAUCAUCGCGCCCUUCUUUCCUAAUGGCGAUGACAAGGGCAACGUAUAUCCUUGGAUUGAUGGGCUUGCCCCUGGCAAAGGAUCCAACACCUCGUGCUUAGUCUGGCAUGGUGCCGACUGGAGCCAAGCUGAGAACAAUGUCUAUCCUUCCAGCAAAAUUGCCACGUCCUCAUUUGAUGUCCUCGACCAAAUUCUUACUUACUACGAUAACAAGGCAAUGUUCCCCAACAUCAAUCAGAUUGUUGUUGCUGGCCACUCUCUCGGUGCUCAAAUGGUGCAAAGAUAUGCGGCUGUGGACAGCUAUGUGUGGUUUAACGCGGAUAGACCUGUCAGUACCGGAUCUUGUACAAACUACAAUGACUGGCGUGACGGGCUUGACAACUACACACCAACCUAUGGCUCAACUCUUGUCGCUUCCGGACCAGCCGCAGUCUUGUCCAGAUACAAUUCAAGAUCUAUCAACUAUGCGCGCGGUUUACAAGACAUGGUCGACGACUCUAGUCGAUGUGGACCUGAUACUACCGGAGCAAACCAUCAAGAGCGAUUCUACAACUUCAUCAAGGCCUUCCCUCCAGUUUGCACUAGUGCCAGUUCCACGAGUUGUAAAACAGUCGACCUGAUCGAUUGUGCACAUGACUUUGGCUGUAUGGUUAACAGUGCAGCUGGUAAGUCAAGGUUCUUCCUGGACAACUGGAGUGGCUCUAAAUCAAGAGCUUUUGACUUUGGCUGCCCUCGACUUGUACAAGGAGAUGACCCGUGGCCCAACACUACAUGCCAGUCGACUGUCUCGCCACCGUCUGUACCUUACAGUGGCAUGUCGUACGCUGGCUGCUUCGCCGACAGCUCAGACGGGCCCAGCGCCGGCAGGAUCUUGCCUUAUCAGGCUUUCAGCAACUCGACCAAUACCAUCGAAACUUGCACAGCUGCUUGUAGCAUUGCUUCGUACAGCCUUGCUGGCCUAUCCGCAUCAUACAUCAAUAACAUUCUCCAAGGAUAUGACUGUCUUUGUGGCAACUCGCUUGGUUACCAAGCUCGAUUGGUUGGUGAGCAAGCAUGUUUGACACCAUGUGCGGGCAACUCUACGCAGAAGUGUGGCGGUUACGGAAGAUACUCGGUAUUCUCGAUAAGCGGCAAUGCUACCAUAAAAACGACGCCUGUUGUUCCUCCGGUCAUCCAGAACUACAUCUACCAAGGAUGCUACAAUGAGUCUGUUGUGCAGUCUCGCGCUCUGACCGCCGCCAGUUUCAGCAAUACUACAGGUAUGACCAACGAACUUUGCGCUACUUACUGCGCUGGCUACGCAUACUUCGGUACCGAGUUCAAAGAGCAAUGUUUCUGUGGCUCCAAGCUUCCAGCAGAUGUUGGCUUAAACAGUAACACCAGCUGCCUCAUGCAGUGUCCGGGCAAUGAGAAUGAGUACUGUGGUGGAAACGCACGUUUGACUCUUUUCAAGUUUAACGGAACUAUCAUCGAUCCAUUGUCGUGUCCGAACGACGAUUCCAAGAAUUACACAACAUCUGCAGGCACAAACUACACAAUUCAGUGCGGCAUCGACCAUGCAGGUGGAGAUAUCGCAUCUACCUCUGUGAGGAGCAUCGAGAACUGUCUUUCAAAAUGCGAAAUCACCUCUGGCUGCAUUGCUGUCACCUAUGCCGGAGGUAAUUGCUACAUGAAGGGUAGCGUAGGAUAUCCUAACAAGAAUGGCGGUGCCAUUGGAGCUGUUUUGGCUUCGGCCCUGACAUCUUUGUCAACAACUACGACAGCAACCAAAUCUUCUCCGACUACCGCCAGUACCGCUACUGACCCAGUCUCGGACUCCAACAUAUGUCCCGGUGUCGACAAUCAGAUCGUUGUCGGCUCGCAAAACAACUACACAAUACGCUGCUCCUCGGACACCUCGGUUGGAUCCUUCUCGAGUGCACAAGUCAGCAAUUCUUAUAUGGACUGCUUUGCCGCUUGCGAUACCACUGCUGGUUGCGUAGCUUUCACUUAUGUGGGAGGAAACAACGGUCUAGGCUCUGCGACGUGCUGGUUGAAGAACAGCAGAGGUAAUGCUACUCCCGCUGGUGUCAACUUUGUUGCUGGCUUCUUGUCCUCCCAAAGCUCAACAGUUGUCAGCAGCAGCUCAAGUACAUCAGUAGCGUCCACUUCGACCGCCUCAGCUCUCGCUCCUUGGACCACCAACUCGGCUGGUAGUAACUACACCAUUGCCUACUCUUCUGACAGCACACAGGGUGCUUACAGUAAUGCUGCUGCGUCAACCAGUUUCGUCGACUGUAUGAACGCAUGCGAUGCGGACGCACAAUGCAACGCCUUCACUUAUGUGGGCGGUAAGAACGGAGCUGGAAGCGGUACUUGUUGGAAGAAGACUGCUCUUGGGUCUCUGUCAUCCUCAGGUAACAAUGUUCUCUCUGGCUCCCGGGUCAGCAGAUUUUCAAGUGUGUCGAGCGUCAGCUCAUCAUCCGCGCCUACCACAUCGAGCUCUAGUGCACUUUCAUCGUCAGCGCCUGCCAUAUCUUCUUCGCCAAGCUCUGCUAUUCCUUCCUCAUUAGGCUCGGUCGCUGCUUCCUCCAGUAGUUCUGCUACUUCUAGUUUGACUUCUUCGGUCUCGAUCUCCGCUGGUCUCUCAAGCUUUUCUUCCUCAACAAGCUCAGAUACGCCCUCAAGUUCGGGCGUGAAUUCCUCCUCGGCAACCUUAUCCGCAACCGCAUCGAGCGCUAUUGCACCUUCUUCAUCGACCGCAUCGGUCACGCAGACGUCACCUGCGAGCUCUGCAUACACCAGCGGUGCUAGACCUGUCUUUGGUGGUGUGACCUAUUCAAUUCAGGUCAAUACUUCUUACUCUGGCACUCGUAUACGUCUACCGAGGAAGAGAGCCACUACCUUCAUUGAUGACUGUCUCAAUGUCUGCGCAAGUAGCACCUCUUGUGUGGCUUCAGCUUUUGAUGACGGUGCGACCAGUUGUUCAUACUACAGUGAUUUCGACAACACCACCAUGACCAUUGCUCCAGGAACCACUUUUGCCAUUGUGCAAUCUCGUGAUGCAAGCGGCCUCGCUGCGUCAUCGUCUUCGAGCAACUCCGUCACCUCGCCCAGCAGCUCAACUCUUGGAGCCAGCAGCACGUCAACGCUCUCUACAUUCACAUCAAGUACCGGGUCCUCCACAAGUGACUCGGUCUCGAGUGGUACCACCUCGACCAGCUCCAGCUCUGUUGGAUCAAUCAGCAGUUCUUCAACCGUUUCGAGCACUUCCUCGGCAUCUUCGACAAUUGAUGGUAGCUCGUCACGCUCUGCCACAACGAGCGCGUCCUCGACUGACUCUUCGACAUCAGCAACUUCGAUCGCCUCUGCUAGUUCUUCCUCGUCUAGCUCAGCUUCUGCCGCCGCUUCUUCAACCAGCUCAGAGAUCAGCAGUGUUUCAUCGACUAGCUCGGUCUCCGGCUCGUCUACUUCGACCACUUUGAGCUCAAACACCGUAUCAUCAAGCGCUCAGACUUCUAGCUCUCUGAGUAGCUCUAUCGUCGUGAGCAGCUCCUCGACCAAUGUUAUUUCAUCUAGUCUCGUCUCUACCGGCUCAACCUCCACGACGAUGACUUCAUCUUCGACGAUAGCUUCAUCGUCAACUCUAAGCUCCUCGUCAGCUAUCACUUCAUCGUCAACUACAACAAGUAGCUCCCUUCGCUCCUCUUCCUAUUCAUCUGGCACCCUAUCUUCAAGCAUCUCAACCGUCUCUAAUCCAUCACUCCCUACCGGUUUCGUCGUCUACAAUCAAUCCUGCUAUGUCGACUCAGGUGCCAGAGUCCUCCCAAAACUAGCCUACUCCAACUCCUCAAACACACCAGCUUUAUGCGCCACCGCUUGUCGCACACUCGGCUACCCAUACUCAGGCACCGAAUGGUCCUCCGAAUGUUGGUGCGGCAAGACAGCACCUACGAACCCUGCUUCCUCCCUUUCCGUCUGCAACUCCAAAUGUGCUGGAGACUCGACUCUCAAAUGCGGUGGCGGCAGUCUGAUCAGUGUGGUGCUUGACACUAUGGCAACACCGUUUGUCGCAAGAGCUGGUUACGGGAAUUAUACCCUGCAGUCAUGUUACUCUGAUGGUGGAAGCAGUCGUACGCUACUGAAUUCGGUUGCUGCGGGCAAUGACAUGACAGUGGCCAAGUGUUUAGAUGCUUGCAAGGCUCGAGGCUUUGUCUAUUGUGGGCUAGAAUAUCAAGCCGAGUGUUGGGGUCAAGCGAGCAAGCCUGAUGCUGGCAAAUUGCUUACUGGUGAUGUUUUGGCUAAUGGUUGCGGUUCGCCAUGUGCGGGCAAUAGUACAGAGGCUUGUGGCGGAUCGAACAGAGUGCUGGUGUAUGCAGAUCUGACUUCUGCUUCUUGAUGAUAUGGGAAAGGAUCAGAGUACAAAGUAUUAGAUUAUUACGAAUCUACAUA
Molecule: messenger RNA, 5044 nt
Organism: Aureobasidium subglaciale EXF-2481
Lineage: Eukaryota; Fungi; Ascomycota; Dothideomycetes; Dothideales; Saccotheciaceae
Exons: 5
Coding region: 324-4991 (1555 amino acids)
Source: RefSeq, a predicted model, not a curated record